GUGCAAUAGCCCCAACGUCUUCACUCCAUUGUUUUAAAAGGAGGUCCGUAUAUUCACAAGAGUCUUCCCUCACAUCACACAUGGUGUGAAAACAUACACCACUUUGCUACACUUAUAUAGUAAUAGAACAUAGUAACACUAUUUGAGCUCAAGUUCGAAAUUUCGGGUCCGAAUUUUCUUGAGUUGGUCUGAAGAAAGAAAUUCACUAGUAUAAUGGUGCUAAUAACCGAAGAAAUUAUCCAACAGUUUGAAGUCCUCAUGAGAAAAGUUGAUGAGCCAUUGAAGAAGACUUUCCAGAACAUGAAUUUUGGGUAUGAGCGGGAGACGUUGGUGAGAUUUCUCAAAGCAAGGGAUGGGAAUGUAUCAAACGCACAUAAAAUGCUUAUGGAGUCUAUAUCCUGGAGGAUACAAAAUAAAAUUGAUGACAUACUGGCGAAGCCAAUAAAUCCCAUCGAGUUUUAUAGAGCAAUACGAGAUUCUCAGCUUACUGGAAUGUGUGGAUACUCGAAAGAGGGCCAUCCUGUCUUUGCCGUUGGGGUAGGGCGCAGCACAUACGACAAGGCAUCUAUUCAUUAUUAUAUUCAAUCUCACAUCCAAAUGAACGAGUAUAGAGAUCGUGUGAUAUUGCCUUCUGCAACAAGAAAAUUCGGCCGCUACAUAGGCACAUGCAUCAAGAUUCUGGACAUGACUGGUCUAAAGUUUUCUGCAUUGAAUCAGCUCAAGAUAUUAUCGGCAAUAUCCACCAUUGAUGACCUCAACUACCCUGAGAAAACAGAAACUUAUUACAUAGUCAAUGCUCCAUAUAUAUUCUCAGCGUGUUGGAAGGUUGUGAAACCUCUUCUGCAGGAAAGGACAAGGAAAAAGGUGCAAGUUCUUUCAGGGUGUGGAAGGGACGAAUUAUUGAAAAUUAUGGAGUACGAAUCUCUCCCACAUUUUUGUAGAAAAGAAGGCUCAGGCACAUCUCGAGAUGGAGAAGUUAGUGAUUGUUUUUCCUUGGAUCACCCUUUCCAUCAGCAGCUGUAUAACUACGUGAAGGAGCAAGCUGCACGAGUUGGCUCCGCUGCACCAGUGAGACAUGAUUCGUUCCAUGUGGAUUUUCCGGAGCCUGAUCUAGCUGAUGUAAAAAUUGCUCAAACUAUAGAAUGUGAGUUUCAAAGACUGGGGAAUCAAAACGGGCUUUCCCACACAUCACACGAGCUUAAGGUAAAUGGUGAGUGAAUUUGGUGCGAGCACCCUAUACUGUUAGUAGCUGAGGCCUUCGAUCGUUGUGGAACAUUUGCAUCGUCUCGUUGCAGGUUUUGGGGGCUGAGCUGAAGUUGUACUGAACUGACACCCUCAUUUCAUCAUGAGGUCAGUGGAAUGCUGCAAUAUUUGAAUGCAGAAUUUAAUGAUGUUUGUUGUAGUGUAUUAUUGUAUUGGAGUGGGUAUAAUAUGGUGGGUUUCUUGAAUUUAUAUAGAAUGCAUAUUCACCGGUUCUUCAAUCAUCUUCAGAUGAUCAUGUUUGACGGAUAUUAUCAGUGUAUUACAUAUUUCUCUCCCUCCUGUUAGUUGUUAUGAAUGAAAGAAAUUACGAGAUA
Messenger RNA from Salvia miltiorrhiza (redroot sage), 1577 nucleotides. Its product is annotated as phosphatidylinositol/phosphatidylcholine transfer protein SFH9-like. The record is from RefSeq and is a predicted model, not a curated record. Lineage: Eukaryota; Viridiplantae; Streptophyta; Magnoliopsida; Lamiales; Lamiaceae. Bases 214 to 1218 code for a protein of 334 amino acids. The transcript is spliced from 11 exons.